AUGACUUCAUCCCCUUCUAACUCCACGUCUCACAUCACUAAUAAAACAUGCUCUCUUAGACGUUCUGCUUUGACCGAUUUCCUUGCUGCUAAUAACAUUUCUGCUGCGCAAAUUCGCGAUGACCACGACCGUCGGGUUGCAGAGGCUGGGCAGGCAAAUAACGAGGAGGAAGGACAGGCUGCAGAUGAAGAUUACCAAGAUGAGGCCUCGUCUGAACCCCAACCAGAAUCCCCCGAGGAAAAAUCCCGAAAACGCAAGCGACAGCAAGCCAUAGAGAAGAUCAAGAAAAGCAAGGAGUUUGCUCGCAGGAAGGCUCGGCGCACCGGAGAGCCUGAUGAUGACGAUGAAGCGUUGGCAAAUGAAAUGGCGAAUGAAAAAGAACGGCCCAAUCCAGGCCAACUGGCAAAUUGCGAGGUCUGUGGCAAGCGUUUCACCGUUACGCCCUACAGCAAGACAGGCCUAGAUGGUGGUCUUCUUUGUCCUGCUUGCUCUAAAAAACAUACUGGAAAGGAUAAAAAAGACAAACCUAAGAAGAUAGGUCCCGAGCGCCGCAAGAUACAAGCCAGCCUGAUGGACGGAAUCGCUCUGGUUGGUUCUCGAAGCUUGUUGGAGACAUGCAUUAAAAAAGUUGCCGACAAUAUUAAUGAUGUGGAAGAGUUUGGUGACCUUCCUCCCCCAGUGAUGCAUCGCUUAAGCCAAAUUUUGUCUCGCAAUCGCGCUGUCACACCAAGGACUCUGGAUCUUUUUUUGCGACCGCUCCACAAGGAAUUGAAUGUUUAUGACUGCGCUAAGUUAGGAACCAAUGAUUUCCAUAAAAUACUGGCCACUAUGCCGGCCUUGACUCGUCUGAACCUGAGAUUCGUGAGUCAAAUGAAAAACCCAGUUUUUGAAUACAUGAUUGCCCGAGAAAUGAAGAUUCAAGAUCUUCAUCUAGACUCGCCAAAUCUUGUGACAGAUGACAUAUGGCGGCAACUAUGGAUGAACAUGGGCUCUCAUCUUCAGAGCCUGAAAUUAUGGAAUCUUGAUAGCGCUUUUGAUGAUGAGACUCUCGAAAUAAUGAGCAAGCACUGCACCAACUUACGGCGCUUGAAGCUGAAACAUCUCGCACGGCUUGGAGACGGGGCCUUAGAGGCAAUCUCAACAAUGCAGUCCCUGGAGCACCUGUCUCUUGAUUUUGAUAAAGAAACAGACCCAGAUAUUCUUCUCAAAAUGAUUUCUCAAACAGGGCCCAGCCUUCGCUCUCUUUCCCUCGAAGGGUUUGAUCAUGCAGAUGAUAGGUUGCCUCAACACAUCCAUGAUAAUUGCCGUGCGUUAUUCAAGCUUCGAAUUUCUAGAAAUUCCGAUAUCACCGACAAGGCAAUAGCUGAGCUUUUCAAUGAUUGGUCAAACCCCCCUUUGAAACGUGUGGAUUUCAGCUUUCUUCGAGAUGUUGAUAUGUCUAACCCCGAAGGCCCACCUGAGCCCGUGGGCCUUGCAUCGGAUGGGUUUAUUGCCUUGAUGAAACAUUCAGGCUCUAAACUCACGAAGUUGAAAACGGCUUCGUGUCGUCAUAUUUCGUACGCCGCCUAUGAGGAAGUAUUUGCUGAGAAUAAGCAAUAUCCCGAGCUCAAGUUCAUGGAUAUUUCUUUCAAUGGAGCCGUUGAUGACUAUAUCGCGCAAAGUAUUUUCCGUUGUUGUCCUGCUCUCACGAGGCUGGUUGUUUUCGGCUGUUUCAAGAUUCGUGACCUUACCGUGCCAGUAGGCGUGGCCGUUAUUGGCACCGUGGGUGCAAAAUUAACAGUCCGUGGGAUUGCGCAGAAGGAGCUUGUCUAG
Molecule: messenger RNA, 1812 nt
Organism: Penicillium angulare
Lineage: Eukaryota; Fungi; Ascomycota; Eurotiomycetes; Eurotiales; Aspergillaceae
Gene: rad7
Exons: 4
Coding region: 1-1812 (603 amino acids)
Biological process (GO): SCF-dependent proteasomal ubiquitin-dependent protein catabolic process
Cellular component (GO): SCF ubiquitin ligase complex
Source: RefSeq, a predicted model, not a curated record